Saccharomyces cerevisiae S288C is the source of this 561-nucleotide messenger RNA. RefSeq names its product Atg12p (gene ATG12). Gene Ontology annotation, cellular component: cytoplasm; phagophore assembly site membrane. The coding region runs from base 1 to 561 and encodes 186 amino acids. Gene Ontology annotation, biological process: autophagosome assembly. The transcript has a single exon. The record is from RefSeq and is marked reviewed. Lineage: Eukaryota; Fungi; Ascomycota; Saccharomycetes; Saccharomycetales; Saccharomycetaceae.
AUGAGUAGGAUCCUAGAGAGCGAAAAUGAAACAGAAAGUGACGAAAGCUCCAUCAUAUCCACAAAUAAUGGAACGGCAAUGGAAAGAUCCAGAAAUAAUCAAGAAUUAAGAUCAUCUCCUCAUACCGUUCAAAAUAGAUUGGAACUUUUUAGCAGGAGAUUGUCUCAGCUUGGUUUGGCGAGUGACAUUUCUGUCGACCAGCAAGUUGAAGAUUCCUCUAGUGGCACUUAUGAACAGGAAGAGACAAUCAAAACGAAUGCACAAACAAGCAAACAAAAAAGCCAUAAAGACGAAAAAAACAUACAAAAGAUACAGAUAAAAUUUCAGCCCAUUGGUUCUAUUGGGCAGUUAAAACCAUCUGUUUGUAAAAUAUCAAUGUCACAGUCUUUUGCAAUGGUUAUUUUAUUUCUUAAGAGACGGCUGAAAAUGGACCAUGUUUAUUGUUAUAUAAAUAAUUCGUUUGCGCCAAGUCCGCAGCAAAAUAUUGGUGAACUUUGGAUGCAAUUCAAGACUAAUGAUGAGCUUAUUGUAAGUUAUUGUGCAUCCGUAGCGUUUGGUUAA